This is a messenger RNA of Odocoileus virginianus texanus, 465 nucleotides long. RefSeq names its product biorientation of chromosomes in cell division protein 1. The record is from RefSeq and is a predicted model, not a curated record. NCBI's taxonomy places the organism in Eukaryota, Metazoa, Chordata, Mammalia, Artiodactyla, Cervidae. Gene Ontology annotation, biological process: replication fork processing. Gene Ontology annotation, cellular component: Set1C/COMPASS complex.
AUGGCUGACGGCGGGGGCGGCGGCCCCAUCAACCCGGCCUCACUGCGCCCCCCCGGCGACCCGCAGCUCAUCGUGGAGCAACUCAAGAGCCGUGGUCUCUUUGACAGCUUCCGCCGGGACUGCCUGGCCGACGUGGACACCAAGCCAGCUUACCAAAACCUGAGGCAAAAAGUGGAUAAUUUUGUGUCAACACAUCUGGACAAGAAGGAAUGGAAUCCCAUGAUGAACAAAAACCAGUUGCGAAAUGAUCUGAGGCAGAGUGUAGUUCAGUCAGGGAUGUUGAAAGCUGGAGUGGACAGAAUUAUUUCCCAGGUGGUGGAUCCCAAACUGAACCACAUCUUCAGACCACAGAUAGAACAAGCAAUUCAUGAGUUCAUGGCAGCCCAGAAAAAAGAAGCCGUGCCAGAACCACCUCCAGAGCCUGAAAGUCAGGACCCUGCUGCUCCAUCCCAGGACGCUUCCUAA